CAUGGUAAUAUGAUGUGCGAUAUUUUCAACUUCGAUUGUUCGAUUAUACUCAUAAUUUAAGAUGUAUCUUAAAUCGUCAUUAUAUUUUCAAUUCAUUUUGGAAAUCGUAACAACACUGAUUGAAAUCCUCUUGACCUGCAAAGAUAAGACUGAAGAGUUCAAAGUAGAAGGAAUUAGUUGCUAAUGUUUCUAUAGUCAUAGUGUCGUAUAGUUAUUCAUUAGUUCUAUGAAUUAUAAAUUUUAACACAUUUAUUGUUCUAUAAAUUGUUAUAAUCUAGUUUUAUCGACGUUUUAUGUUUACUAUUAUUUUAAUUCAAUAAAUUGUUCAUCAUAAUGCUAUUUGAUUAAUUUUCCUCAAAUUUAGGAGUUUUUAAUAUUUAAUAAGUAAUUGUUGUUAUUUAAUUACAAUUACUUGGUUCCCAUUCGACUAACAGUAAUUUCAAUACAAGUAUCAUGGGAGGUAAAUUUAAAUUUUCAAUUGAUCGAGGUGGUACUUUUACAGACAUUUAUGCUAAAUGUCCAAAUGGAAAAGUUCAUGUUAUGAAACUUUUAUCAGUUGAUCCAAUAAAUUAUUCAGAUGCCCCACGGGAAGGCAUUAGGAGAAUAUUAGAAACAGAAACUGGUAAAAGUAUGCCACAAAAUGAGCCAAUUGAUAGUAGUUAUAUAGAAUGGAUUCGAAUGGGUACAACUGUUGCAACAAAUGCUCUUUUAGAACGAAAAGGUGAACGUAUGGCUUUGUUGAUAACUCGUGGUUUCAAAGAUUUGUUACAUAUUGGUAAUCAAGCUCGUCCAAAAAUAUUUGAUUUAGAAAUUGUAACACCAGAUGUAUUAUAUGAUGAAGUUCUGGAAAUAGAUUGUAGAGUAAUUAAUUUAAAUUGUGAAAAAUGUGAUCAGCUAACUCCAAUUUGGAGUGAUAAGCCAGUUGUUCGAGGUGUCACUGGUGAAGAUAUACUAAUUUUAAAACAAAUAGAUGAAAUUGCACUAAAAAAUGACUUAAUUUCAUUAAGAUCUAAAGGAAUUAAUAGUAUUGCAGUUGCUCUAAUGCAUUCUUAUACUUAUAAUGAACAUGAGCGUAUUGUUGGAAGAAUAGCUAAAGAAGUUGGUUUUGAACAUGUAUCUUUAUCCCAUGAAGUAAUGCCUAUGGUAAAAAUUGUACCAAGAGGGUAUACAGCUUGUGCAGAUGCUUAUUUGACUCCAGCUAUAAAAAAAUAUAUUGAAGGAUUUGCUUCAGGAUUCAAAAAUAAUUUAAAAGAUAUCAAUAUAUUAUUUAUGCAAAGUGAUGGUGGACUAACGCCAAUGAAUAGUUUUAAUGGUUCAAGAGCUAUUUUAUCUGGUCCAGCGGGUGGUGUGGUCGGAUACACAGCUACUACUCCUUAUAAACCUGUUAUCGGCUUUGACAUGGGUGGUACAUCAACUGAUGUUAGUCGCUAUGAUGGAGCAUUUGAGCAUGUUUUUGAAUCAAUAACUGCCGGUGUUACAAUUCAAGCCCCUCAACUGGAUAUAAAUACUGUUGCAGCUGGUGGCGGUAGCAGAUUAUUUUUUAGAUCAGGAUUAUUUAUCGUUGGACCCGAAAGUGCUGGGGCUCAUCCAGGACCUACAUGUUAUAGAAAAGGAGGUCCAUUAACUGUUACUGAUGCUAAUCUAGUUCUUGGUAGACUGUUACCUGAAUAUUUUCCUUCAAUAUUUGGUAAAACUGAAGACAUGCCAUUGAACAAAGAAGCAUCCUUAAAAGAAUUUGAAGCUUUGACUAAUGAAGUUAAUAAUUUUGUAAGACUUCAAUCUGGAAGUUCAAAUCUAAUGACUCUCGAAGAAGUUGCUAUGGGGUUCAUAAGAGUUGCAAAUGAAUCAAUGUGUCGUCCAAUUAGAGCUCUAACUCAGGCAAGAGGAUAUGAUACUAGACAGCAUACACUAGCUUGUUUUGGAGGAGCUGGUGGACAGCAUGCUUGUGCUAUUGCACGUUCCUUAGGAAUUGGUCGUGUUGUUAUUCAUAAAUAUGCUGGCAUUCUAUCUGCUUAUGGUAUGGCGUGUGCUGAUGUUGUUCAUGAGGUCCAAGAACCUUGUGCAUUAACAUAUGACAUUGAAAACUUUGAAUAUUUAAAUGAACGAAUCAAUAUAUUGAGUUCAAAAUGUAUUGAUGAACUUAAAAAACAAGGAUUCUCAGAUAAUCAACUACACACUGAACCAUUUUUACAUCUAAGAUAUGAAGGUACAGAUUGUCCUCUCAUGUGUUCAGCUAGUUAUGAUGGUACAGUUAAUUCCAGCUUGAUCCGUGGCGAUUUUUUAAAUGGAUUUCUUGCAAGGUAUCAAAAGGAAUUUGGAUUCAUUUUGUCUGGACGUAAAAUAUAUGUUGAUGAUAUACGUGUAAGAGGUAUUGGUAAAACUUUGUUAAAUAUUGACAAUGAAGAAAUCAAAACUGAUAAACCUCCACAAAUUGAAUCAAUUAAACAAAUAUAUUUUGAAGACAUGGGUUAUAUUGAUAGUAAUAUUUACCUAUUUAGCAAGCUGAAUAAAGGACAUAUAAUAAAUGGCCCAGCAGUGAUAAUGGACAAAUUGAGUACAAUAUUAAUUGAGCCGAAGUGUAAAGCUAUAAUAAGUAAAUCUGGUGAUAUUGAAAUUGAAGUCAAUUGUGAUGAGCUUACUAAAAUUGGGGUUGAACUUGAACCGAUUCAAUUAAGUAUUUUUUCACAUAGAUUCAUGAGUAUUGCUGAACAAAUGGGAAGAAUACUUCAAAGAACAUCAAUAUCUACCAACAUUAAAGAGCGUUUAGAUUUUUCAUGUGCAUUAUUUGGCCCAGAUGGUGGAUUGGUAUCGAAUGCACCUCAUAUUCCUGUGCAUCUAGGUGCUAUGCAAGAAGCUGUUCAAUAUCAAAUACAAUCAGUUGGUAAUGAGAUCAAAGAAGGUGAUGUAAUUCUUAGCAAUCAUCCAAAAGCAGGUGGCUCUCAUUUGCCUGAUUUAACUGUUAUAACACCUGUGUUUUAUCCUGGACAAUUAAAACCUGUCUUCUAUGCUGCAAGUCGGGGACACCAUGCUGAUAUUGGGGGUAUAACACCAGGAUCUAUGCCACCACAUUCUAAAUCAUUGUCAGAAGAAGGAGCCCAGUUUAAAAGUUUCUUCUUAGUUCGUAGUGGACGUUUCUGUGAGGAAGAAGUUACCAAUGCUCUUAUGGCUCCUGCAUCAUUACCUGGAUCUUCUGGCACUAGAAACCUCAAGGAUAAUUUAUCAGAUUUGAAAGCACAAAUUGCAGCAAAUCAAAAAGGUAUUUACUUGGUGACUGAACUCAUAAAUUCUUAUGGAUUAAAUGUUGUUCAAGCAUACAUGGACCAUAUACAAAAAAAUGCAGAAAUUUCAGUUAGAGACAUGUUGAAAAACAUUGGUAAUGCUAAUUUUUUAGCUUGUGGGUUGAAAACAUUGGAAUCAGUUGAUUAUUUGGAUGAUGGAUCCAUAAUAAAACUUUCAGUUCAAAUAAAUAUUCAAAAUGGAGAAGCUAUAUUCGAUUUUAGUGGAACUAGUUAUGAAGUUUGGGGCAAUUGUAAUGCUCCAAAAGCUAUUACAUUAUCAGCAUUAAUAUAUUGCUUGAGAAGUAUGAUUGGUUACGAUAUACCAUUAAACCAAGGUUGCCUAAAACCGAUCACAGUAAUUAUUCCUUCUGGAUCUAUACUUGAUCCAUCAGAGAAUGCUGCCGUUGUUGGUGGUAAUGUUUUAACUUCACAACGUAUUGUUGAUGUUGUGUUAAAAGCAUUUGGUGCCGCUGCAGAUAGCCAAGGUUGCAUGAAUAACAUAACAUUUGGCCAAGAUGAUUGGGGUUAUUAUGAAACUGUUGCUGGUGGUGCAGGAGCUGGUCCUACGUGGAUUGGUCGUAGUGGAGUUCACACUCAUAUGACAAAUACUCGUAUAACAGAUCCUGAAAUAUUAGAAAAACGUUAUCCUGUGUUUUUAACUACAUUUACAUUACGUGAAAACUCUGGGGGUAACGGCAAAUAUCGUGGUGGCGAUGGAGUUGUGAGAGAAUUACAAUUUAGAUCUCCAGUAACUUUGUCAAUACUGACAGAAAGACGAUCUUUUGCUCCAAAUGGAAUCAAAGGAGGUGAAAAUGGAAAAAAAGGAGAAAAUUUAUUAAUAAAACACGAUGGCAGAAAAAUUAGAUUAGGUGCCAAAACUGCAGUAAACAUGAAUCCCGGUGAUACAUUUUUGUUAUUAACGCCUGGUGGUGGUGGAUACGGAUCAUCAUCUGAUGAUAAAAACACUAUAACAACUGUGAAGAAACCCAUUUGUUCCUCAAGUUUAGAACGAGGAUCUGGAUAUAAUUACCGUAUGCUGCAAGAAUCUGCUUAAAAGCAAUAAAUCAAUUUUUAUUUACUCAUUUAAUUAUUAAAAUCUAUUCAUGUUUGAUCAUUCUA
Messenger RNA from Melanaphis sacchari, 4397 nucleotides. RefSeq names its product 5-oxoprolinase. Gene Ontology annotation, molecular function: 5-oxoprolinase (ATP-hydrolyzing) activity. Bases 454 to 4332 code for a protein of 1292 amino acids. Gene Ontology annotation, cellular component: cytosol. Lineage: Eukaryota; Metazoa; Arthropoda; Insecta; Hemiptera; Aphididae. The record is from RefSeq and is a predicted model, not a curated record. Gene Ontology annotation, biological process: glutathione metabolic process. The transcript has 23 exons.